This is a messenger RNA of Bombyx mandarina (wild silkworm), 3322 nucleotides long. It is a transcript of the gene Rpn2, whose product is annotated as Regulatory particle non-ATPase 2. Lineage: Eukaryota; Metazoa; Arthropoda; Insecta; Lepidoptera; Bombycidae. Gene Ontology annotation, molecular function: enzyme regulator activity. The record is from RefSeq and is a predicted model, not a curated record. Gene Ontology annotation, biological process: regulation of protein catabolic process; proteasome-mediated ubiquitin-dependent protein catabolic process. Gene Ontology annotation, cellular component: nucleus; proteasome complex; proteasome storage granule.
ACGAAAUUGUCAAAUCAUCCAAUCUAGCUCAAUGUUUUGUGAUUAGUAAUUAAAGUACAGUGGUUUAAAAGAAAAGUUGUAAUAAAAAGACAGCGAACCCAUUUUAAAUAAGUUAAAUAAAAUAACGAAGAAAAAUGAACAUCACGUCUGCCGCGGGGAUUAUUUCCCUGCUCGAUGAGCCCAUGUCUGAAGUUAAAGAAUUCGCUCUGAAGAGGUUGGACAACAUCGUCGAUGAAUUUUGGCCAGAAAUAUCUGAAUCUAUCGAGAAAAUAGAAAUCCUGCACGAAGACAAAAUUUUCUCCCAGCAUCAGCUAGCCGCAUUAGUAGCCAGUAAAGUGUACUACCAUUUAGGAGCAUUUGAAGAUUCUUUGACAUACGCGCUCGGGGCUGGAGAUCUUUUCGACGUGAACGCGAGAAACGAAUAUGUCGACACUACGAUCGCAAAAGCUAUCGACUUUUACACUCAAAAGAGAAAGGCUCUCUUUGUGGAUAGUUCUGCUGAACUAAUUGAUCACCGUCUUGAAGACAUCGUGAAUCGCAUGUUCCAGAGGUGCCUUGAAGAUGGACAAUACAGACAAGCGCUUGGCUUAGCAUUGGAGACGCGCCGUAUGGAUAUUUUCGAGGAGUCUAUUAUGAAAUCUGAUGAUAUACCAGGAAUGCUUCAGUACGCUUUCACAGUAGCAAUGAGUCUCCUCCAAAAUAAGGGCUUCCGCAGUACUGUACUCCGCUCCUUAGUGACUUUAUAUAAGGGCCUCAAUGUUCCUGAUUAUGUAAAUAUGUGCCAGUGUCUUAUCUUCUUGGAAGAUCCACUAGCUGUAGCAGAGAUCCUUGACAAGCUAACACAUGGACCACAAGAGUCCGUAUUAAUGGCAUAUCAAAUAGCCUUUGAUUUGUAUGACUCAGCAACUCAACAGUUCUUGGGCAGAGUCUUACAGGCUCUUAGGUGUACAGCACCUAUUCCUAGUGCCUUAGGUGGCAAACCACAACCUCAAGGUGGACCUUUCCCAGAAUCGUCAAUGGAAGUUGACCAAGCAGCAACUGAAGAAACCAAAAAGCCAGAGAGAGACAUUGACAGUCUAAGUGAUGAAGAGAAAGAGCAUCAAAAAAGAGUUGAAAAAUUGAUUUCCAUAUUAGGAGGAGAUGUAUCUAUAGGCCUCCAACUUCAGUUCUUAAUCAGAUCUAACCAUGCCGAUAUGCUCAUCUUAAAGAACACCAAAGAUGCUAUAAGGGUAUCUAUCUGCCACACGGCGACAGUAAUAGCCAAUGCGUUUAUGCAUGCAGGUACAACCAGUGAUCAGUUUCUUAGGGACAACUUGGAGUGGCUUGCGAGAGCUACAAAUUGGGCUAAGUUAACUGUUACAGCUUCUCUAGGAGUAAUACAUAGGGGUCACGAGAAUGAAUCCUUAGCUCUCAUGCAAUCAUAUCUGCCAAAAGAGGCAGGGCCAUCUUCUGGUUAUUCAGAAGGAGGUGGUCUCUAUGCCUUAGGUUUGAUCCAUGCUAACCAUGGAGCAAACAUCAUUGAUUAUCUUUUAACUCAGCUUAAAGAUGCACAGAAUGAGAUGGUAAGACAUGGAGGCUGCCUGGGUCUGGGCUUAGCUGCCAUGGGCACACAUAGACAGGAUGUUUAUGAACAGCUCAAAUUUAAUCUGUAUCAAGAUGAUGCUGUCACAGGAGAAGCAGCAGGUAUUGCUAUGGGUAUGGUCAUGCUAGGUUCUAGACAUGCUGCUGCCAUAGAAGAUAUGGUUGCCUAUGCACAAGAAACACAGCAUGAAAAGAUCUUGAGAGGCCUUGCUGUUGGCAUUGCUUUUACCAUGUAUGGAAGAUUAGAAGAGGCUGAUGCUCUGGUUCAGCAACUGUUGAGAGACAAAGAUCCAUUAUUGCGACGUGCUGGUUGCUACACUAUAGCAACUGCUUAUUGUGGCACCGGCAACAAUGAUUCCAUCAGGACUUUGCUUCAUGUAGCAGUAUCAGAUGUUAAUGAUGAUGUUCGUAGGGCAGCUGUGACAGCUUUAGGAUUUUUGUUAUUUAGAACCCCAGAACAAUGUCCCUCAGUAGUGUCUCUGCUGGCUGAAUCGUACAAUCCUCAUGUUCGUUACGGCGCCGCCAUGGCUCUGGGUAUUGCCUGCGCUGGUACUGGGAAUCGUGAUGCCAUUGGACUUUUGGAACCAAUGGUUAAAUUCGAUCCUGUUAACUUUGUGAGGCAAGGCGCACUAAUCGCUUCAGCCAUGAUUCUCAUACAGCAAACCGAAGCGUUAUGUCCGAAAGUAACUUAUUUCCGUCAACUGUACGCACAAGUUAUUUCAAACAAACACGAAGAUGUUAUGGCGAAGUUCGGAGCAAUUUUAGCUCAAGGUAUUAUCGACGCUGGCGGCCGUAAUGUUACCGUUUCACUCCAAAAUAGAACUGGGCACAUGAAUAUGCUUGCAGUCGUUGGUAUGCUGGUAUUUACCCAGUACUGGUAUUGGUUCCCACUUGCACAUUGCUUAUCGCUUGCCUUCACACCAACGUGUAUUAUUUCACUUAACUCCGAUCUUAAAAUGCCUCAAUUGGAACUGAAGUCCAACUCUAAGCCCUCGCUUUACGCGUAUCCAGCUCCGUUGGAAGAAAAGAAACGUGAGGAAAGAGAGAGGGUUACCACUGCUGUGCUAAGUAUUGCAGCUGCUAAAGCUCGUAGAAGGGCGCACGGAACUGAUGGUUCGGCGAGCAGUGUCACUUCAUCUACAACUUCUAAAAUGGAAGUUGAUGAGGAAGAGAAAAAGCCCUCUAAAUCUCCUAAUAUCACAGUUCAUAGUAAAUCCGAUAAAGAUGCUCCUAAAGAUGCUAAGAAAGACGAAAAAGAAGCAGAGGACAAGGAAGCUAAAGAAAAGAAAGAACCAGAACCGACGUUUGAAAUCUUGAGUAAUCCUGCCAGAGUGAUGAGACAGCAAUUGAAGAAUUUAACUAUUGUCGAGGGUUCAGGUUUCACUCCUUUAAAGGAUAUCACUAUUGGAGGUAUCGUCAUGUUGAACCACACCGGUGAAGGAGAACAAGUCCUGGUUGAGCCGGUUGCCGCAUUCGGCCCGAAGGCAGAGGAAGAGAAGGAGCCUGAACCCCCAGAGCCUUUUGAAUAUCUGGAUGAUUGAUGUGCUAUUAUCUAACUGUAAUUGUCAUAGAAAUAGGGUUAAUAAUAUGUGUAUCGUAUUGAAUAAACAAUGUAUUGAACAAUAGUAAUGAUUACUAAAUUGAAAAUUUUACUUACACGUGAUAUUGUCACUAACGAAAUUUAUUGUUUGUAUUUCAAAUAAAACUAAAUUACAAUAAAAUCUCAAUGGUUUUCUAAGUU